AUGGCAUCCAAGCAAGAACUCAUGAGGGAUGAGCGCUUUAGCCACAUCACGAAGGACCCUAGAUUUUGGGAAAUGCCAGAUAAAGAGCGUAAAAUCAAGAUUGACAAACGAUUCCGGGCUAUGUUUCAUGACAAAAAAUUCAAGUUAAAAUACACUGUCGAUAAAAGAGGCCGCCCUGUUAAUCACAGCUCUACAGAGGAUCUCAAACGCUUUUAUGAACUUUCAGAUUCUGAUUCUGAGCUAUCAGAGUCUGACAAUAAAGUCAUUUCUGAAAAGGAAAUGAAGAAAAAGUCAAAAUCUAAAGGAAAUAAGGACUCUGGGAAGUUGCUUGUCAACAAUGUUCCAAAGGAAGAAAGAAAAAUAUUUAAACAAGAAACAGACCAAAGGUGUCAAGCUGUGUCAGAAUUCGGUGACAUACAGAAUAAAGCACAGAAAAGAAUCAUAAGCUUAUGUACAUCCACGUUAAAAAAAGACUGUAAGAAAAUCAGCGUAGUAACUGAUCCUAUGCAGGAUAGUAAAGAACCUGUAUUGCAAGCAAUGAAUAAACAAAAAGAUAUUUCAUCUCAAAGCAAAACAAAGACUUCAAAAGCAAAAAGUGCUCAAUCAAUGAUGGUUCCCAAGGCAACAUGUUCCACAGAGGGAAAAAAUACUGGAUCAGUGCAAAGAAAAGAAAAUGAAGUUCUUAAAAGUGAAGAAAGUUUCAGUUUCACAGAUUCUGAAGACGUUGAAAUAGGAGAGGAAGAGGAGUCAGAAGAUGUAGAGGAGAUGGGAGAGGAGGAGGAAGAGUUGGAAGAUGAUGAAAUGGGGGAAGUGGAGGAGGUGGAAGAUGAGGUAGAAGCAGGAGAGGAAGAUUACAGUGAUUCGGAAGAAGAUGAUGAAAGUGACGGUGGGCCUGAUCUGGCUAGAGGGAAAGGAAAUGUUGAGACUAGUUCUGAUGAUGAAGAAGAGGAUGACUUAACGGAGUUUUUGCCAAAGGAACCAGAGCUUGAGCAUGCCUGGCGGGAGUUGGAUAAGGAUGCUCCUCGUGGAAAUGAGAUUACCAGUAGAUUAGCAGUUUGCAACAUGGACUGGGAUAGGAUAAAGGCUAAAGACCUACUAGCUCUGUUUAAUUCCUUCACACCUAAAGGAGCUGUUAUAUUUUCUGUAAAGAUUUAUCCUUCAGAGUUUGGAAAGGAGAGGUUGAAAAAGGAAGAAUUACAAGGACCUGUAGAACUAUUAAGUCUUCCAGAAAAUGCCACAGAGACAGACGGGAUUCACACGGAAAAAUUAAGAGAAUAUCAGUUCAAACGGCUGAAAUACUUCUAUGCAGUAGUAGAAUGUGAUUCUCCUGAGACCGCUAAUAAAAUAUAUGAGGAUUGUGAUGGACUGGAAUUUGAGAGUAGCUGUUCUUUCGUAGAUCUGAGAUUUAUUCCAGAUAAUGUUACAUUUGAUGAUGAGCCAAGGGAUGUAGCCUUAGAAGUGGAUGGAGCUGCAUAUAAACCAAAGUACUUCACAUCUGCUGCUAUGGGAACAUCAAAGGUAGAUGUCACAUGGGAUGAAACAGAUCACGAAAGAGUAACUUCACUAAGUAGAACAUUUAAAAAGGAUGAACUUCUUGACAUGGAUUUUCAAGCUUAUUUGGCUUCAUCUAGUGAAGAAGAGCAAGAAGGUCAUGAUGUAGCCCAUCAAAGAGAAGAUGACAAACUCAAGAGAAGUCAAAAGGAUGAUGAAGAACAAAUUGCCAGAUACAGAGAACUUUUACAGAGUAUCCAAGAAAAAGAAAAAAAAUGUGAAGAAAAUGAUAUGGAAAUGGAGAUUAAAUGGGUUCCAGGACUUAAAGAAACAGCUGAAGAGAUGGUAAAAAAAAAGCUAGAAGGAAAGGAUAAACUAACUCCAUGGGAACAGUUUUUAGAAAAGAAGAGAGAGAAAAGAAAAGAAAAGAAAAAAAGAAGGGCUGCUGCUGAGGAGCUGAGUGGAGAGGAACUUCCCUCCGACGUUGAUUUAAAUGACCCAUACUUUGCUGAGGAACUUGGGGGAAAAGGUUUAAAGAAGAAAGUGAAGAAAUCUAAGACAGAGAAAAAUAAUACAGAAGAUGAAGCUGAGAUAGAGAAACAGAAGGCUGAAAUGGCUCUGCUCAUGAUGGAUGAUGAAAAUGAUGACAGAAAACAUUUCAAUUAUGACAAAAUUGUAGAACAACAGAACCUGACUAAAAAGAAAAAGAAACUGCUACUGAAAAAGGAAGAGUUGAUAGAAGAUGACUUUGAGGUGAAUGUUGCUGAUGCAAGGUUCCAGGCCAUGUAUACUUCCCACUUGUUUAAUUUGGAUCCUUCUGAUCCAAACUUCAAAAAGACAAAAGCAGUGAAAAAAAUCUUGGAGGAGAAAGCCCGCCGAAGAGAGCAGCAGCAGCAAGAUGCUACAGAGGCAGAGAAGAAACAGGAAGCUGACAUAGGAAAGAAAGCAAGUGUCCCUAAGAAAUCCAUAGAUCCUGCCUUAUCGUUGCUAAUAAAGUCUGUCAAAAAUAAAACUGAACAAUUCCAAGCGAGGAAGAAACAAAAAGUCAAGUAACUGGGCUUCAUUUUACUUUUGGCAGUUCAGUCUAUGCUCUUUGUUUGUGUAGUGUGUUGAGGCCAUGAAUAGUUUGUAUAAUGUCCUAAUGUCUCCUGAGAAAUCAAUGGAAAUACUGAGGUUUCAAGAUGAACUACGUACAACCCUUUACCUCAGUGACUUUUUCCUUAUCCUUCUAUGAAUAUCUGCGGAAAUACAGUGGUUAUGAGAGGUCACAAACAUGAACAUGCAUAACAAAAUUAACAUUCCUGAAGCUGUUUAUUUCAUAAUAUCAUUUCAUUUGGAGCUAAUAAAAAUGUUAAAGAUGGAGGCUAAGACCAUCAAAAGUCAUAAUUAUGAUCACAUUUAAAAAAAAGAGAAUUGUUAUCAUUGGCUUUUGGAGCAUGGUAUUAUUUUAGAUAAAAUCUCCUCCGAAAUUGCAUAAUGAUGUGUUUUAAUACUUCUUGAGUCUGUAAACAAUGCUAUUGGUAAAGAUGUUUUUAAUAUAACUGAAGAAGAAGACUGGUUAGAUAAAUGUUGGAUACUAGUUAAUAACUGUGUAUAACUCAAAAAUAUUAAAAUAUAUUUUAAUUUAUUAAA
Alligator sinensis (Chinese alligator) is the source of this 3123-nucleotide messenger RNA. It is a transcript of the gene ESF1, whose product is annotated as ESF1 nucleolar pre-rRNA processing protein homolog. Bases 1 to 2544 code for a protein of 847 amino acids. Gene Ontology annotation, biological process: rRNA processing. The record is from RefSeq and is a predicted model, not a curated record. Gene Ontology annotation, cellular component: nucleus. NCBI's taxonomy places the organism in Eukaryota, Metazoa, Chordata, Crocodylia, Alligatoridae. The transcript is spliced from 13 exons. Gene Ontology annotation, molecular function: RNA binding.